AUGCUCUGGCUCUACUAUGGGUUUUUACUGGAGCAUGGCAUUUUUAUUAUUGGUAUAAACGCUGCUGGAUGCCUAUUUGAGGCCGUUUAUAUCACUUUAUACCUCAUUUAUGCUCAUGGAGAUGCUAAGCGAUUAACCCUCAAAUUGCUUAUGGCAAUUAAUGUGGGUUUACUUUUAUCGAUCUUCUUAGUUAUAGAAUUUGCUAUAACUAAGAAGAAUCGUGUCAUGAUACUUGGGUGGAUAUCUACUUCUGUGUCUAUCGGCGUGUUUGCGGCACCUCUCAGUGUCAUGGUCCAGGUCAUUCGAACUCGAAGUGUCACAUCCAUGCCACUUGCACUUUCAGUUUGUCUGAUAGUGAGCGCCGGUGUAUGGUUUUGCUACGGCGUUUUUGUAGGAGAUAUGAAUAUCUACCUCCCCAAUGUGAUCGGACUCACACUGGGGGCUAUUCAGGUUCUCUUAUACUGCUACUAUUCCUGUGCCGGUAGGGAAACCGACAUUGAGAGAGCGGUUGUCCAGGAGAAUUUGAGAGAAGGCGGCGAUAAUUUAGUAGGUGGAGAUGCUCCGGUCAUUGAAUUGGUGGAAGUAGGUGGCCGACUCGUAGAGGUAGCGGAGGGAGGUGGAAGGGAGGUGGGGUCGGUGACAGCUGGUGGGGAAGAGGGAGAGAGAGGGGAGGUGGCCGAGGGAGGCGGAGGUGAGGUUUCGGAGGACACAGAGGAGCGCGGCGUGGAGGAUCAAGGUAUUUAUUUUAUGUGUGUUUGGAUAAAUUAAUUUUAAGUAAUUCUGAUUUUGUAAAACUGUGUUUUAGUUUUUAAAUGUAAAGAGAUAUAUUUGUGUUA
This is a messenger RNA of Trifolium pratense (red clover), 836 nucleotides long. RefSeq names its product bidirectional sugar transporter N3-like. The coding region runs from base 1 to 768 and encodes 255 amino acids. Gene Ontology annotation, biological process: carbohydrate transport. Gene Ontology annotation, cellular component: membrane. The transcript has 4 exons. Gene Ontology annotation, molecular function: sugar transmembrane transporter activity. Lineage: Eukaryota; Viridiplantae; Streptophyta; Magnoliopsida; Fabales; Fabaceae. The record is from RefSeq and is a predicted model, not a curated record.